GUAAUAUUAAUUAAUUAAUAAAUGCAGGCUAUUCAAAAUGCACUUCAUCUUAAAAUGAAGCGUAGAAGAAGUUAUCUUCUUCCAUGUUUCCAGCCUGUGUUAUGAUGACGGGUUGUUUAGCUCCAUGCUCAUUUAAACUUGAUUAAACAUGAUUAAACAUGCCGCCUUUGAUUAUUAGUAUUAUUAUUAUGUGCUUAUGUAAUUAUUUUAUUGUUUUUAGGAUUGACAUUGUGAGCUUUUUCAUGCUUUUCAAGCUGUUCAACUGUUGAAUAUGCUCGUAAAUGUUGCGCAUAUGCAGUCAGAUUCAGUCUCCAUUUUAAGUUGACUGAACAAAGACGGAAGAGAAAAAAACUGAGGACUGAGGCGUGACUGACUUCAGAUCAGAAGAUGAGUGAUAGUGUGGAGAAAGAGGAGGACAGAGCAGAGUCUCCAGGAUCUGACUGUCUGCCUAUGAAGAGUGACCGAUCCAAAGGUUUUCCUCUGAACUGCAGUAAUGAACCUGGACCCUCAGAGACAAAAGAGAAGAAAGAAAGGAGUGAUGAGGAGGAGCAGCUGUCCUGCUGUGCUUUGUGUCAGGACGUCCUGAAGGAUCCCGUCUCUACCAGCUGUGGACACUGGUUCUGCAGACGCUGCAUCAGCUCAUACUGGGACCAGUCUGCUUCACCAGGACACUCCUCCUGUCCCCAGUGUGGACAAAGAUCCAGAACGGGACCUGGACUGCAGACAGCCAGUCAGAGCAGCAAUGUAGACAUGGAUGAUGAUCUGCAAGAGGUUUUAGAUGAGCAUAAGCUCAGUUUGAAGAGGAGAUUUGAACGUGUGACUGAAGGAGCUGAUGGAACAGGAAGUGGAACCCUCUUCAACAGGAUCUUCAUCACAGAGCGAUGGAGUGAAGAUGUUAAUACCCAGCAUGAGGUGAGGCAGCUGGAGACAGCUUCCAAGAAGAAGACCGUCCACGACGCUCCAAUCAAGUGCCAGGACAUCUUUAAAGCCUUACCUGACCAACAGGGACACAUCAGAGUGGUUCUGACGAACGGCGUCGCUGGCGUUGGAAAAACCUUCUCGGUGCAGAAGUUCAGUCUGGACUGGGCAGAGGGUUUGGAGAACCAAGAUGUCAGUGUGGUGAUUCUGCUUUCCUUCAGGGAGCUGAACUUGAUCAGAGGUGAGCAGUACAGUCUUCUGGAGCUGCUCCAUGUUUUCCAUCCAACAUUACAGAAGGUCACAGCAGAGAAGCUCGCCGUCUGUAAACUUCUGUUCAUCUUUGACGGCCUGGAUGAAAGAAGACUUCCACUGGAUUUCAACAACAAGAAGGUUGUGUCUGAUGUCACACAGAAGUCAACGGUCAACGUGCUGCUGACAAACCUCAUCGAGGGGAAUCUGCUUCCCUCGGCUCUCGUCUGGAUAACUUCCCGACCCGCGGCGGCCAAUCAGAUCCCUCCUGCGUGUGUCGACAGGGUGACAGAAGUACGAGGCUUCACUGAUGCCCAGAAGGAGGAGUACUUCAGGAGGAGGGUCAGUGAUGAACAGCGCUCCAGCACAAUCAUCUCACACAUCCAGACAUCCAGGAGCCUCCACAUCAUGUGUCUGAUCCCAGUCUUCUGCUGGAUCACUGCUACAGUUCUGGACCACAUGUUGACUACAGAGCAGAGAGGAGAGCUGCCCAAGACCCUGACUGACCUGUACUCACACUUCCUGCUGGUUCAGACAAAGAAGAAGAAGCAGAAGUAUGAUGAGGGACAUGAGAUGAGUCCACAGGAGCUGAUGGAGGCUGACAGAGAAGUUCUUCUGAAGCUGGGGAAGCUAGCAUUUAAAAAGCUGCAGAAAGGAAAAGUCAUGUUCUACCAAGAAGACCUGGAGCGCUGUGGUAUUGAUGUCACAGAGGCCUCUGAGUAUUCAGAGAUCUUCAAAAGAGAGAGUGUGAUCUUCCAGAAAACAGUCUACUGCUUCGUUCAUCUGAGCGUUCAGGAGUUUCUGGCUGCAGUCUACAUGUUCCACUGUUACACCACCAGGAACACAAAGGCAUUGAAGACUUUAUUUGGGAAAAAACAAGUUGAUUCAACCCUGGAUGUCUUCCUGAUUUCAGCAAUGAAGAAAGGUCUAAAGAGUGAAAACGGCCACUUGGACGUGUUUAUUCGCUUCCUUCAUGGCCUCUCUCUGGAGUCCAACCAGAGACUGUUAGGAGGCCUGCUGGGUCAGACAGACAACAGUCCAGAAGUCAUCCAGAGAGUUGUCGACAACCUUAAAACACACAAGACCACUUCCUCUCCUGACAGAAGCUUCAACAUCUUCCACUGUCUGAUGGAGCUGAAUGACCACACAGUACACCAGGAGGUCCAAGAGUUCUUGAAUUCAGAGAACAGAUCUGAAAAGAAACUUUCAGCAAUCCACUGCUCAGCUCUGGCCUACAUGUUGCAGAUGUCAGAGGAGGUUCUGGAUGAGCUUAAUGUGAAGAAGUACAAGACAACAACAGAGGGAAAACAGAGACUGAUUCCAGCUGUGAGGAACUGCACAAACGCUGUAUUUAUCAACUGUGCCCUCAGUGAGAGGCACUUUGGUAUUUUGGCCUCAGCUCUGAAGUCCAAUCCCUCCCACCUGAGAGUACUAGAGCUUGAUCGAAACCGCAUAAGGGAUUUAAAAAUGACACUACUGUGUGCUGGACUGGAAAGUCAAAACUGUAAAUUGGAGACUUUGAGAUUGAGGAGCUGCAGUUUGUCAGAGAUCAGCUGUGCUUUUCUGGCCUCCGCUCUGAAGUCCAACCCCUCCCAUCUGAGAGAGCUGCAGCUGAGUGAAAACAAGCUGCAGGAUUCAGGAGUGAAACUGCUGUGUGAUUUCCUGGAGAGUCCAGACUGCAGACUGGAGACUUUGAGAUUGAGGCGCUGCAGUUUGUCAGAGAUCAGCUGUGGUUUUCUGGCCUCAGCUCUGAAGUCCAACCCCUCCCAUCUGAGAGAGCUCGACCUGAGAGACAACUACAACCUGCAGGACUCAGGAGUACUGUGUGAUCUUGUGAAGAGUCCACACUAUAGACUGGAGUCUUUGAGACUGACUUCAGAUCAGAAGAUGAGUGAUAGUGUGGAGGAAGAGGAGGACAGAGCAGAGUCUCCAGGAUCUGACUGUCUGUCUAUGAGGAGUGACUGGUCCAAAGGUUUUCCUCUGAACUUCAGUAAUGAACCUGGACCCUCAGAUACAAAACUGACUUCAGAUCAGAAGAUGAGUGAUAGUGUGGAGGAAGAGGAGGACAGAGCAGAGUCUCCAGGAUCUGACUGUCUGUCUAUGAGGAGUGACUGGUCCAAAGGUUUUCCUAUGAACUUCAGUAAUGAACCUGGACCCUCAGAGACAAAACUGACUUCAGAUCAGAAGAUGAGUGAUGAUCAGAGUGAUAGUGUGGUGGAGGAAGAGGAGGACAGAGCAGAGUCUCCAGGAUCUGACUGUCUGUCUAUGAGGAGUGACUGGUCCAAAGGUUUUCCUCUGAACUUCAGUAAUGAACCUGGACCCCCAGACACAAAACUGACUUUAGAUCAGAAGACGAGUGAUAGUGUAGAGGAGGACAGAGCAGAGUCUCCAGGAUCUGACUGUCUGUCUAUGAGGAGUGACUGGUCCAAAGGUUUUCCUCUGAACUUCAGUAAUGAACCUGGACCCUCAGACACAAAACUGACUUCAGAUCAGAAGAUGAGUGAUAGUGUGGAGGAAGAGGAGGACAGAGCAGAGUCUCCAGGAUCUGACUGUCUGUCUAUGAGGAGUGACCGAUCCAAAGGUUUUCCUAUGAACUUCAGUAAUGAACCUGGACCCUCAGAGACAAAACUGACUUCAGAUCAGAAGACGGGUGAUAGUGUGGAGGAAGAGGAGGAUGGAGCAGAGUCUGUAGUAUCCGGCUGUCUGUCUGUGAAGAGUGACCGAUCCAAAGGUUUUCCUCUGAACUUCAGUAAUGAACCUGAACCCUCAAAGACAAAAGAGAAAAAAAAGAAGAGUGAUGCUUCUGUGGAGGAGAAGCUGUCCUGCUGUGCUUUGUGUCAGGACGUCCUGAAGGAUCCCGUCUCUACCAGCUGUGGACACUGGUUCUGCAGAUGCUGCAUCAGCUCAUACUGGGACCAGUCUGCUUCACCAGGAGACUCCUCCUGUCCCCAGUGUGGACAAAGAUCCAGAACGGGACCUGGACUGCAGACAGCCAGUCAGACCAGCACUGAACAAAGUCUGCAGGAGGUUUUAGAUGAGCAUAAGAUCAGUCUGAGGAGGAGAUGUGAACGUGUGACUGAAGGAAGUGAUGGAACAGGAAGUGGAACCCUCCUCAACAGGAUCUACACUGAGCUCUACAUCACAGAGGGACAGAGUGAAGAGGUUAAUACCCAACAUGAGGUGAGGCAGCUGGAAACAGCUUCCAAGAAGAAGACCGUCCACGACACUCCAAUCAAGUGCCAGGACAUCUUUAAAGCCUUACCUGACCAACAGGGACACAUCAGAGUGGUUCUGACGAACGGCGUUGCCGGCGUUGGAAAAACCUUCUCGGUGCAGAAGUUCAGUCUGGACUGGGCAGAGGGUUUGGAGAACCAAGAUGUCAGUGUGGUGAUUCUGCUUUCCUUCAGGGAGCUGAACUUGAUCAGAGGUGAGCAGUACAGUCUUCUGGAGCUGCUCCAUGUUUUCCAUCCAACAUUACAGAAGGUCACAGCAGAGAAGCUCGCCGUCUGUAAACUUCUGUUCAUCUUUGACGGCCUGGAUGAAAGCAGACUUUCUCUGGAUUUCAACAACAAGGAGGUUGUGUCUGAUGUCACACAGAAGUCAUCGGUCAACGGGCUGCUGACAAACCUCAUCGAGGGGAAUCUGCUUCCCUCGGCUCUCGUCUGGAUAACCUCCCGACCCGCGGCGGCCAAUCAGAUCCCUCCUAAACAUGUCGACAGGGUGACAGAAGUACGAGGCUUCACUGACGCCCAGAAGGAGGAGUACUUCAGGAGGAGGGUCAGUGAUGAAGAGCGCUCCAGCACAAUCAUCUCACACAUCCAGACGUCCAGGAGCCUCCACAUCAUGUGUCUGAUCCCAGUCUUCUGCUGGAUCACUGCUACAGUUCUGGACCACAUGUUGACUACAGAGCAGAGAGGAGAGCUGCCCAAGACCCUGACUGACCUGUACUCACACUUCCUGCUGGUUCAGACAAAGAAGAAGAAGCAGAAGUAUGAUGAGGGACAUGAGACGAGUCCAUAUGAGCUGAUGGAGGCUGACAGAGAAGUUCUUCUGAAGCUGGGGAGGCUGGCGUUUGAACAGCUGGAGAAAGGAAACAUCAUGUUCUACCAAGAAGACCUGGAGCGAUGUGGUCUCCAUGUCACAGAGGCCUCGGUGUACUCAGGAGUUUGUACAGAGAUCUUUAGAAGAGAGAGUGUGAUCUUCCAGAAAACAGUCUAUUGCUUCAUUCAUCUGAGCGUUCAGGAGUUUCUUGCUGCAGUCUAUAUGUUCCACUGUUACACCACCAGGAACACAGAGGUACUGGAGGCAUUCUUAGAGAAAAAACAAGUUGAUUCAACCCUGGAUGUCUUCCUGACCUCAGCAGUAAAGAGAUCUCUAACGAGUAAAAAUGGCCACCUGGACCUGUUUGUUCGCUUUCUUCAUGGCCUCUCUCUGGAGUCCAACCAGAGUCUGUUAGGAGGCCUGCUGGGUCACACAGACAACAGUCCAAAAGUCAUCCAGAAAGUUAUCAAGAACCUGAAGAACAGGAGCACUUCCUCUCCUGACAAAAGCAUCAACUUCUUCCACUGUCUGACAGAGAUGAACGAUCUCUCAAUACAUCAGGAGAUCCAAGAGUUCCUGAAGUCAGAGAACAGAUCAGAAAAGAAACUCUCUGAGAUCCACUGCUCAGCUCUGGCCCACAUGCUGCAGAUGUCAGAGGAGGUUCUGGAUGAGUUGGACCUGAGGAAUUACAACACAUCAAAGACUGGUCGACGGAGACUGAUUCCAGCUGUGAGGAACUGCAGAAAAGCUCUACUUGCCAACUGUGUACUCUCUGCGACUCACUGUGAAAUCGUGGCCUCAGCUCUGAAGUCCAAUCCCUCCCAUCUGAGAGAGCUGGAGCUGAGUAAAAACAGCCUGAAGGAUUCAAAUAUUACGCUGCUGUGUCCUGGACUAGAAAGUCUAAACUGUAAAUUGAAGAUUCUGAGAUUGGUGAACUGCAGUUUGACAGAGAUCAGCUGUGCUUCUCUGGCCUCAGCUCUGAAGUCCAACCCCUCCCAUCUGAGAGAGCUGGACCUGAGACGAAACGAGCUGGAAGAUUCAGGAGCGAAGUUGCUGUGUGAUUUUCUGGAGAGUCCGAACUGCAGACUGAAGACUCUGAGAUUGAGUUGGUGCAGUUUGACAGAGAUCAGCUGUGCUUCUCUGGCCUCAGCUCUGACGUCCAACCCCUCCCAUCUGAGAAAUCUGGACCUGAGUGAGAACAAGCUGCAGGAUUCAGGAGUGAAGCUGCUGUGUGAUUUCCUGGAGAGUCCAGACUGCAGACUGGAGACUUUGAGCUUGUCUCCGGUGGAGUGGUCGGUCCCGGCGCAGCAUCCAGCCUCCACACCGGACGUGUCGCAGGCUGCAGAGCGGCUCCGUGGGGACGGUCAGGACGCUCGUUGUGGAGAUUAUAACUAUUAUCUGUCGUAUAACAAGUGGAAUCUACCCGCUGGGAGCUCAGAGGAGGUUUGGAGGAUGAACCCUCAGUGUGCCCGCUGUGGGAAGAUCGUCUACCCGACGGAGAAAGUCAGCUGCCUGGACAAGAACUGGCAUAAAGGAUGUUUCCACUGCGAAGUUUGUAAGAUGACCCUGAACAUGAAGAACUACAAAGGCUACGACAAGAAACCCUACUGCAAUGCACAUUAUCCCAAGACGUCGUUCACCAUCGUGGCCGACACACCGGAGAACCUGAGACUGAGACAGCAGAGCGAGCUACAGAGCCAGGUGAAGUAUAAGAAGUCAGGGAGGCAGGAGGCCGGCAGCUGUCUUUACUCUGUGAUGCCGGACACUCUGGAGACUCAACACGCCAAGCAGGCCUCACACAUCCAGAGCCAGGUGAAGUACAGAGAGGACGUGCAGAAGUCUUCCAGUCUGUUCUCCAGCCUUCCUCAGACCCUGCAGACGGAGCUGGCCAAGGAGGUGACGGAGCUCCAGAGUCAGCUGAAAUAUAAGCAGGGACACAAGAAGGAGGCGUCCUCGUCCCUCUACCACCUCCUCCCUGAGACGGCAGAGAUGCAUUUCGCCAAACAGAUGUCGGAGAUCCAGAGCGAGACAAAGUACAAGAAGGACAAAGAGGAUCUGGCCAACACUCUGUUCUCUCUGCUGCCUGAAACUCUGGAGACUCAGUUUGUGAAGGAGAUGGCUGAGACACACAGCGAGGUGAAGUAUAAGCAGGCUGGGAAGCUUCAGGCGUCCUCGUCCCUCUACUCCAAACUGGCUGAGACUCUGGAGACCAAACGGGUCAGAGAGGUGACGGAGCUGCAGAGUGAAAAAAAGUACAAAGAUGACGGGAGGAAAGAGAUGACGUCGUCUCUGUACGCUCAGCUCCCUGAAACCUCCGAGACUCAGUUCGCCCGAGAGAUGACGGAGUUACAGAGCGAGAACCGGUAUAAGGAGAGCGGGAAGCGGAGCCAGACGGUCAGCGUUUACUCUCAGCUCCCAGACACCAACGAGAUCCAGUUCGCCAAAGCUGUUUCUGAGAUCCAGAGCGAGAGUAAAUAUAAAGAAGCAGGGAGGAAAGAGGCGUCCAGCUCUCUGUACUCGAAGCUGCCGGAGACUCUGGACACUCAGCACGCUAAAGAGGCUUCACAGCUGCAGAGUCAGGUGAAGUAUAAGGAGGAGAGCAGAAAGGAGGCGCGCGGCUCCUUGUACCACCAGCUGCCUGAGACCACAGAGACCCAGCUGGCUAAAGAGCUGAGAGACGUUUACAGCCAGGUGAAGUACAAAGAGGAGGGCAGGAAGGAGGUCAGCAGGAACCUGUACUCGCUGCUCCCCGAGACCGCAGACACACACUUCGCCAAGCAGAUGUCGGAAAUACAGAGUGAGACAAAGUACAAGAAGGACAAAGAGGAUCUGGCCAACACUCUGUUCUCUCUGCUGCCUGAAACUCUGGAGACUCAGUUUGUGAAGGAGAUGGCUGAGACACACAGCGAGGUCAAGUACAAGGAAGCAGGGAAGAGAGAGGCCAGCAGCUCUCUGUACCACCGUCUGCCUGAGACGCUGGAGACGCAGCAUGUUAGAGAGGUCACUGAGCUGCAGAGCCAGAACAAGUACAAGCAGAGCGGGAAGGCGUCCAUGUCUUCCAGUCUGUACGCUCAGCUGCCGCACACGGCCGAGACGCAGCUCGCCGCCAAGAUGUCCGACCUGCAGAGCGAGAGUAAAUACAAGGAGGACGGGCUGAGGAGCCUCUCUCAGAGCUUCUACUCUCAGCUGCCGCAGACGGCAGAGACUCAGUUGGCUAAAGCCGUUUCUGAGCUGCAGAGCGAGGCCAAGUACAAGGAGGCGAGCAGGAAGGAGGCGAGCAGCUGUCUGUACCACCAGCUGCCUGAGACUCUGGAGACGCUGCACGCUAAAGAGGCCACCGAGCUGCAGAGCCAGCUAAAGUACAAGGAAGGAGGGAAGAAAGAUCUGAGCACCAACCUUUACUCUGCGCUGGCCGAGACGGAGCCGAUGAAGUUUGCUAAAGCUGCCAUGGAGCUGCAGAGCGAGAAUAAAUACAAGCAGAAAGGCCGUCAGGAGAUCAGUAGCAGUGUUUUCCACCAGAUGCCGGAGACCAAAGAGAUGGAGUUUGUGAAGCAGAUCUCUGAACUCCAGAGUGAGACAAAGUACAAGAAGGACAAGGAGGAUCUGGCCAACACUCUGUUCUCUCUGCUGCCUGAAACUCUGGAGACUCAGUUUGUGAAGGAGAUGGCUGAGACACACAGCGAGAGUAAAUACAAGGAGGCGGGGAAGAAGGAGCUGGUAAACAGUCUGUAUUCUCUGCUGCCGGAGACCAAAGAAACUCAACACGCCAAGGAGCAGAGUCAGCUGCACAGCGAGAAAGCGUACAGGGAGGAGGGGAAGAAGGAGGCCGGCUGCAGUCUGUACGCCCAGAUGCCCCAAACCAUCGAGACCGUCUUCGCCAAAGAGCUGAUCAAGACGCAGAGCGACAAGUUCUACAAGGAGAAGUUCAACCGGGAGAAGGGGAAGUCGAGCUACAGCAACAUGAAGACGCUGCCGGAGGUGGAGCACGCCAUGGAGGUCAACAAGAACCAGAGUGAAGUCGGCUACAGAAAAGGCAAAGAGGAGCUUCAUCACUACAACUCAGUGGCAGACAGACCCGACAUCGUCAGCGCCACCAACGCUGCUAAACUGGCCAGCGACGUAGCCUAUAAGAGCAACAACAAGCCGCCAGUUUACAGCGACGGAUCUCUUUUGGACCGAACCGACAUCCAGCACGCCAAGGAGGUUUCAAAACUGGCCAGCCAGGUGAAGUACAAGGAGAGCUUCGACAGACAUUUAAAGGGCCAGCGUCCUCGUUACAACCCGCUGGACUGUCUCUCCUUCAAACACACACAAGCUGCAGCUGCUCUGGCCAGUCAGGUGAAGUAUAAGACCAACCAGAACCAGAAGCCAGAAGGUUCUGCAGACCUGCCCAACCUGCUGCAGCUGGAACACGUUCUGCACGCCAGCAAGCUGCAGAGCAACGUGGAGUAUAAGAAGAAGUACGAGCAGACGAAGGCUCAGCACCACGUCCCUCUGGACACGGCUGAACAGCUCCACCACAAGGAGAACGCCGUGCUGCACAGCCAGGUGAAGUACAGGGAGGAGUACCAGAGGAGCAGAGGACGCUCUCUGAUGGAGUUUGGAGACACUCAGACGUACAAAGUGUCCAAAGAAGCUCAGAAGAUGCAGAGCGAGAGGGAGUACCGCAGGGACUACGAGGAGCAGGUGAAGGGGAAAGCUCUGGUGGACGUCGACCAGACACCUGGAUACCUGACGGCACGCCACGCCAGCAGCCUGCUGAGCGAGAAGGAGUACAGGAAGGACCUGGAGCAGGAAGUGAAGGGGCGGGGCUUAUCUGGCCUCGGGCUGGAGGAAACACCUGAGCUGCUGAGAGUUAAAAAGGCCAAUCAGAUCCUGAACCAGAAGGAGUACCGUAGAGACCUGGAGAGGGACAUCGUGGGUAAAGGCAUGGAGCUGAGCGCCGACGUCCUCGACAUGCAACGAGCCAAGAGAGCCUCAGAGAUCCAGAGCCAGAGAUCCUACAAGCAGACGCAUCAACUCAGAGAAAACUCCUACGGGACGCUGACGGACACCCCGGAGCUGCUGCACGCCUCCUACCUCAAAGACGUCUACAGCCAGAAGAAGUAUAAGGACGAGGCGGAGCGUCUGAAGGGACGCUACAGUCUGCUGUCACACACUCCAGAGAUGGAGCGGGUCCGAGCCAACCAGAGACACCUCAGCUCCCUGCGCUACUGCUGGGACUCCAAGCUGACCAGAGGCCUGAUGUCUUCAGUCACAGAGACGCCAGAGAUCGUCCUCGCCAGAGAGAACGCCAAGAGGAUCAGCGACGUUCAGUACAGAGACGAGGUGGGCCGAGGCACCGCCGUCAUGGACACACCGGAGAUGGAGAGAGUCCGACGCAACCAGGAGAACAUCAGCUCAGUCCGCUACAAGCAGAGCUCAGUGAAGACCUCCAGUGUUGGAGUGACUCCAGAACUGGAGAGAGUCAGACAGAACCAGGAGAACAUCAGCUCAGUGAGGUACCAGCGGGGGCUCCAGGAGCUGAGGGGUCACAGCUGCACCGAGCUGGACACACCUGAGUACAGACGAGUCAGGAAGUCUCAGGACUCGGUCUCCAUGGUAGCGGCCUCGCCGGCGAUGUGGGAGGAGCUAACACGAGUGGCGUGGCACCGCGGCUGGGCCUGACGCACCGCCACUAACACCACCGCCACCACCGCCACGCAGCAUGGAGGCACAGCAGCGUGUGUGUGACUGGGCACUGUAAAAAAAAAAAAUACAGAAAAUUACCAGAUUAUUUUACAGGGUUUUUCUACAAUAAGUGCAACUACCAUAAAACAAGUAAAUAGCUUUUACUACAAAUAUUAACCACAAAAAAACAAUAAUGUGUUAAAUUAGUGAAUUAUAUGAAAAUGAAAUUGAAACUUUCUGUUUUUUAGCAGUAAAACUUUAAAAUUUUAUGUAAAAAAAAAAAGGUAAAAAGUCCUGCAGUAAAGUAAAACAACUUUAGUAAUUCUACAGAUAUUUAUUAUUAAGGAUAAAUUAUAAAGGAAUUCUCUGUAAAGUAACUUUCGGUUCUUUGUUGUUGAUUGACGGUAAGUUCAUGACGUGUGUGUGUCUUUGUGUGUGUGUAUUUGUGUGU
Messenger RNA from Centropristis striata (black sea bass), 11329 nucleotides. RefSeq lists its product as uncharacterized. Bases 388 to 10875 code for a protein of 3495 amino acids. Gene Ontology annotation, molecular function: protein binding. Lineage: Eukaryota; Metazoa; Chordata; Actinopteri; Perciformes; Serranidae. The transcript is spliced from 59 exons. The record is from RefSeq and is a predicted model, not a curated record.